AUGGCGGAGAAACGCAAGCUCCCCGCGCGUGAGCGUCGCGAACCCGCGGCAAAGAGAAGGGCCUCCGAAGCCACUCCGCAACCCCAGUCUUCCAAGAAGAAGGCCUCAACGCCUGUGGUCGUCCCAUCGCCUGCGCCUGAGCCUGAACCAGUCCAGGAACCUGAGGAGCCCCUUCCGACAAAAGUCAAGGAUGGCGAAGCUCUUCCAACGCUGUCCAAGCCGCAGCCCUCGAACCUCUCGGACAAGGACUACCAGUCUAUUGCGGAAAGCGCUGUUCUAUUAGUAUCCCUGGAACGUUCCAAGAAGAAAUGGCUCAGCGAUGGCAUCUUCGAGAAAUACUGGACGAAGCCCAAGAAGACCAAAAGAGAGCAGAUCGAAGGCAAGAACCCUCCCAAGGAGUCCAUGAGCAAGGUCGGGCCUUGCAAGAUCAUCAUCGAACCUCACCACUUUGACGGGAUGUUGUAUGUUGUCAAGGACCCCAAUGCAAAACCGCCCGUCCAGAUGGCGCCUGCGCAACGCCAGAUGGUCCACUACGGCCCUCCCAACGCCUUCCAUCAGUAUCAGGCAUAUCCUCCUCCGAAUCAGAUGCGCCAGCCUCCUCCAUACAAUUAUCAUCCGCCUCCGCAGCCGGGUAUGGACCAGCGUGGUCCGCCACCUGCUCAUCCACCUCCACCCCAGCCUCAUCCUCAGCAGAGGACACCGCAGCCUCCUCCUGCGAGAAGGCCUGAGCCUGCGCAAGCUCCCCCACAACAGCCGCCGAAACCGAGUCCAGAUCCUGUGAUCCAGAUGCUUGCUACCCGGGCUGCGCAGGACCCUGAGUUAAAGGCGUUGAUGCGGGUGGUUGCGUCGAGCAAGGCGUCUCAAGAACAGCUGCGAACUUUCCAGGCGCAUAUCGAUGAGCUCAACGCCAUUAUCAGAAGCAGAGAGCAACAGCAACAGCGACAGCAGCAACAGCAGCAGCAACAACAGCAACAGUACCAGCAGUCGCAGUAUCCGCAACAACCGCAACCGCAGCACCCUCAGCAACCGCCACCACAGCCACAGCAGCAGCAGCAGCAGCAGCAGCAGCAACCACGAGAUCCGGAACCACCUCAGUCGGCUCCCGCGGCUCCCUCAGCCCCGGAACAGGCGCAGGCGCAAAACAAUGUCCCUCAGGCCCAGCCCCCUCCAACUCCCAGUCAAGCCCCGACGCCUACUCCCCAAACCCCGGCUCCAAAUAACUCUCCGCAAGUCAAGACGGAAUCUGGUACACCGGCUUCUACACCUGCCCCGGCGCCUGCACCACCACAGCAACCUCCUCGGACGGCAGAGCCUGCACCUGCUUCUGCACCCGGUCCAUCUCCAACUCCAGUGCCGACGCCUUCACCAGCUCCAAGCUCAAACGCCCCACCAACCACUUCCACGCCACGCCCUCUACCUCCUCCAAAUCAAUCACCACAGCCAGGCUCACCAUACCCUGGUCCGCUCCAUUAUCCGCCUUACCCACAGUCUCCGUAUCAAGCCACUCCACCGCCGAUCAAGGCCCGCAAUAACUCGCAGUAUGGGCCUCCAGGUGCUUACUACCAUCAAACCGGGCCUCCUCCGCCUCCUCCGAAGCCACCGAUCAAAGCGGUGGUAUUUGAGUUUACGUCGCCUCUUACUCCAUAUGGUAGCAGCACGUCAGGACAUGCCGGAUCGGGAGACCGUUAUCUUUUCCCAGAAUACUCGAUCCUCGAGUUCUUGCCAGGAGGAAACACCGUUAUAGCGUCGUUCCUCAUUGUCCGGAAGGUUGAUCCGAACGCCAAAUUUCCCAUUGAAAAUGCAUCAGAUGCCGCACCGAAGACGAAAGGGAAAUCAAGGUCUAAAAAGGCCGACAAAGACAAGGGCAAAUCCGGUGCACUGUCUACUCCUGCUGAGAAGGAAGGGGAUAAUGACAAGGUUAAAGAUAAGGCCACAGAAAAAGAGCCAGAUAAUAAAGAGUCGUCAAAAGAUGAGAACAAAGACUCGACAGGCGAGCAAGCCGCGAAUGGAGAGAAGAAGGAAACCGAAGAGAAAGCCAAGGAGGCGUCCAAUCUCAAAGAGUACUACCAACCCGUUACCAUCCGUAUUUACAGCAGCAAGCCGGGCGUCCUCGAGCCCCUCAGCCGGGUCGUGAAGCCCCAGGCAGAAGUCCGCAAAUACAUGGAAGAAGUGAUGGAUCGAGCGGAGCGCGCCCCGGAGGGAUUCCUUGCCUUCCGUCUGCCGAGAGAAUCCGACGGCGAAGGCAAUGCGAAUGAACCGGAAGACAAUAACAAUAAACCUGCUGCUGCUGCUGCUACUACUACUACUGCUUCUACACGGGGAACCGCGGGAGCAACCCGAGGAGGCAAGGGCAGAAACGCCGAGACCGUCGAACCCCACGUCAGCGGAGCUGACCAGGAGGAGGAGGAAGAAGAGGAAGAGUUGAAGGAUUUCUACGAGCCUCCUAGCGGGCUUGUCCCGUUGCGUGUGUAG
Rasamsonia emersonii CBS 393.64 is the source of this 2472-nucleotide messenger RNA. RefSeq lists its product as uncharacterized. Gene Ontology annotation, biological process: chromatin remodeling. The record is from RefSeq and is a predicted model, not a curated record. Gene Ontology annotation, cellular component: Swr1 complex. Gene Ontology annotation, molecular function: ATP-dependent H2AZ histone chaperone activity. The coding region runs from base 1 to 2472 and encodes 823 amino acids. The transcript is spliced from 2 exons. NCBI's taxonomy places the organism in Eukaryota, Fungi, Ascomycota, Eurotiomycetes, Eurotiales, Trichocomaceae.